GUAUUGGGGUGGGCCGUGCGCAAACCAACGCCUCCAUCCACAUAACUGACAUAAGACCUUAACCCAUAUGCUUUUGCCGGGAUGGAAAACAGAAAAGAUGACCAAGAGCCUUUCCCGUCGUCAGGGCAACCAUGUUAUAGCGGUGGUCCGGUGGAGGAGGAGCAGGUGAUGAGUGAGGUCCACCUAGGCUGUUCUCCUUACAACUCUGGGACGCACCUCUCCCGCUUUUCCAUCUAUUUACCACCUCGCAAAGUGCUACGUGAUUGCAAUACUUGCACAUAUAACCAUAUUUCAAGACCUGAAACUUUGAACUUGGAUGCAGAUGGUGAUCUUAUUCUAACUCGGCGCAGAAAAGCACAAAAAUAUCAUACUGUGAUAACCAUCCAUCAUAACAUCACAUCAUCACUUCCUAGAGUUGGUUUGCAGAUAUGGAGGGCAGAACUGCUUCUCUCUGAUUUUGUUUUGCAUACGAUAUCCACUUCAUCUAUUUUUGAUGGAAUUGUUGCAGUUGAGCUAGGUGCUGGCACAGGGAUGGCUGGGAUGAUACUUGCCCAUGUUGCUAGAACUGUUUUCUUAACAGACCAUGGUGAGGAAGUACUUGAUAACUGUGCUAGGAAUGUCCAAAACAAUGCUGGAAUUGUCCAUCCAAAUGCUCAAAUCCAUGUGCGUGAACUCGACUGGAAAGGUCCAUGGCCUCCUAAAGUAGCAGAAUAUUUGCAAUCCGUAAAAAGGAAUGUUUGGACACAGACUGAAAUUGAAGAACUAAAAAAGGCUUCAAUACUUCUAGCCGCAGAUGUAAUUUACAGUGAUGAUCUGACUGAUGCAUUUUUCUCUAUCUUAGAGCGACUGAUGGCUGAAAAUCCUGAAAAGGUGUUAUAUUUGGCACUCGAAAAGCGUUACAAUUUCACCCUUGACGAUCUUGAUGUUGUUGCAAACGGAUACUCACACUUCAGAAGCUAUCUUGAGGGAGAAAGUAAUGAACUUGUGAGUAGCCCAUAUUCACGUUGCUUUCUAGGUAAGCAGAUCAAUCUUAAGGAGAUCCCAAAAUAUGUAAGAGAAUAUGAUAGAGGAGACAAUGUUGAGAUCUGGGAAAUUAAGUACAAGCACCACUAGAUGGUCCAGACACUGUAGCUCUGCCGAAGUCAGCCAGCUCAUGAAUUGGUAUAAAAUAUUGUAAAGUUUUGAUGGUCCAGAAUAGAGGUGGGCAAAUCGGUUUAUGGUUCGGUUUUAGUUCGAUUUCGAUUUAUUCGGUUUGAGGAAAAUGGUACCAAAGUGAUACAAAUGCAUUUUAGUUUGGUUUCGGUUCGAUUUGGGAAUGGUUUUGUUUGAUUUGAAGUUCGGUUUAUAUAACUGAAAAUGACUAUGUCUCCCUUCAUAUUCUAAUAGAUAUUCUUGUCCA
Cuscuta epithymum is the source of this 1399-nucleotide messenger RNA. NCBI's taxonomy places the organism in Eukaryota, Viridiplantae, Streptophyta, Magnoliopsida, Solanales, Convolvulaceae. The record is from the annotation of a GenBank genome assembly.